Molecule: messenger RNA, 563 nt
Organism: Schistocerca nitens (vagrant locust)
Lineage: Eukaryota; Metazoa; Arthropoda; Insecta; Orthoptera; Acrididae
Exons: 4
Coding region: 20-385 (121 amino acids)
Source: RefSeq, a predicted model, not a curated record
UCGGACGUCGUUUCCCAACAUGGACAACGAUGGUGAUAAGCGUCCACGCAGCGAGCCGGGUUUGAGAAAAUAUGAUUUGGCGAAAUCGAAGAACGUGAGUAGUCGCGAUUCUUCACGAGAUAUCGUUGCUAAGCAAAGAGAGCGUCCACUUGAUCUAACUGUGAAAGGCCAGAAGUUGGUCACAGCGCGAGGGCAGUACUCCAAAUACCGCCAGGCGUGGGGUAAACAUUUGCAAGAUGUAGAGAGCCCACUUCAGGAAAUGCGUCGUUUAAUGGGAACCCUCGAAAUGAAGCAACCUGUGCCAGCAUCAAGUACGAGUCAGGAUACUGCACAGGCCAACAGUAAGAUAAAAGAGACUCAGGAACAAAGUGCAGACUCAAAUUGAUGGUAUCCGAAGACCCGCCCAUGCUAGAUGCUACAAGCUUAAGGAUAUCUGCAGCAGAGACACUGGAAGAGACGAAUAUGGACUAUUCAAUCCACACAGGAUACUUGAUAGUAAAAGUUCAAGUACCAUCCUAUCAGCUGUAUAUAAUGCCAGUCCAAAUAUAAUGUGAAUAUUUCAG